Messenger RNA from Diorhabda carinulata, 1554 nucleotides. Its product is annotated as estradiol 17-beta-dehydrogenase 11-like. The record is from RefSeq and is a predicted model, not a curated record. NCBI's taxonomy places the organism in Eukaryota, Metazoa, Arthropoda, Insecta, Coleoptera, Chrysomelidae. The transcript is spliced from 7 exons. Gene Ontology annotation, cellular component: lipid droplet. The coding region runs from base 432 to 1490 and encodes 352 amino acids. Gene Ontology annotation, molecular function: oxidoreductase activity, acting on the CH-OH group of donors, NAD or NADP as acceptor.
AAUUAAUCGUGCUAUCAAUUUUUCAUGUAUAUCUUAGUGAUAUAAUUUUACUAGAUUUUGUUUUUUUCCAUUGACGAAUAUCUGAAUGAAAAUGUAAUUUUCAAAUAACUCCUGAGUAAUUAGUAGUGGAUCACCUUGUAUGCUUUUCAUUUAUAAUAAUAUUGGCCUCUACAGUUGCGGCGUAUUUCGCGAUUGUCUCCAGUUUCAAUUGAAGUAACUUCGAACCUGUUACUAAAUAAUAUUAAUGUCUCUUAUUUGUCUCAUUGCGUAUUUAUAAAGAUUUACUAUAAGAAUUGAUGAAACAAGCCAAGCAAUGAUCAAUAAUCAUUUUCAUGAUUGAUAUACCCAGAUAACAUCGAUGACCUAUUCUGUGAUAAAAGUUCGAUUAGUAGCAAUUAGUUCGACAUUUAGAACGUAGCUUUUGAAUCAAUAUGGCAACCGAAAAAGAACAGAGAAAUAACCAAUUAUUAACUAGUAUUUUGGAAUUAAUAGGAUUCUUAUUACAUUCCAUAGUGUUAAUUAUAAGUGCCUUGUAUAAAGCAUGUUUGCCAUCGUCUUAUCAAUACAAGAAAAUUCUUGAAGGAGAAAUUACACUUGUAACAGGAGGAGGCGGCGGUUUGGGUAGAUUAUUGGCGCUUAGGUUGUCCAGACUAGGCGCUGUAGUCGUUUUAUGGGAUAUCAACGAAAAAGGUAUAGAAGAAACUGUUAAUUUAGUAAAAGGUGUAGGUGGCAAAGCCUACGGUUACAAAUGUAAUAUAGCAGAUAGAAAAAAUGUAUACGAGGUAGCUAAAAAAACUCAAGACGAAGUUGGUGAUGUUUCUGUUUUAAUUAAUAAUGCGGGUGUAGUAUCAGGCUACUCUUUACUCGAUACUCCUGACGAUUUAAUUCAAAGGACGUUCGAUGUAAAUAUUGUAGCACAUUUUUGGACUGUUAAAGCCUUCUUGCCUAAAAUGAUAGAAAGAGACAGUGGCCAUAUAGUUACUAUAGCUUCGUUGGCCGGCCAUAUUGGCGUAUCGAAAUUAGUCGAUUACUGCGCUUCCAAAUACGCAGCAGUCGGUUUCGACGAAUCACUAAAAUCCGAACUAUUCGAAAUGGGCGUCGAAGGCGUUAAAACGACCGUCGUUUGCCCUUAUUUCAUCCAACAGACCGGUAUGUUCGAAAACGUCAGUUCUAAAUUUUUCCCGACGUUAAAAUCCAACGACGUCGCCGAUAGAAUCAUCGAUGCUUUGAGAAAAGAAGAAGAUUUAGUUAUAAUACCCGGUUAUAUGAGGUGGUUUUUACCACUAAAACUUUUAAUACCACGUUCGGUCUUGAAUUUAUUUACAAAAACUAUGUUACCUGACGCUUCGCCACAUCACCCGUCAACCCCAAUAGUACAAUUAAAAAAUUCGAGGAGUGCAGGUCUUCAUAAAAGUGAAAUGAAUAACACGCUAAGCGAUUCUAUAAAGCAAACUCAUCCCAGUUUAACAACAAAAGGAAAGGAUCUUUGAGAGAUGCAAUUUUUUUUAUACAAUGAAAUUUUAUUGUGUAAUAUAUACAUUUUGUUUUUGAAAA